AUGAACACAAACGAUCUGCAGCACGCAUUCAAAAUUCUUAAAGAUCUUCUCAGCGACUCUACCUGUUUAGCACAGGACGCCAAGGCACAAGAUGGAGUUAGACAAUUACAAAAGCUUGAAACAGAGAGUUGGAAAAUAACCGAAGCGGAGAUGAGCCGAUUACUGAAAAAUGCACAGGAGACGCUAAACGAGGUACAUAAGGUCGCAAGUGUUUCGAUAACCGAGAUGAAAACAUUUCUUGAACAGUUUUACAAGAGGCAAAGUGAAGAGGAAGAGGCCAUCUGCUCUCGUGAACAGUUUUACAAGAGGCACAGUGAACAGGAAGAGGUCAUCUACUCUCGUGAACAGUUUUACAAGAGGCACAGUGAAGAGGAAGAGGUCAUCUACUCUCGAGAUGUUGAAGACUUUACCAGGCAUUUAAUAAGCCAUUACAACAACACGUUCGGUCAUAUUCCAAUAUCACCUUUGUUACCAAAUCGGGACGUACCGUUUGAUGCAUUAUUUACGACGCCAUCGAUAUUUCGAACAGUUAGAAACCAAGAUGGAACUACAAGUGAAACAAAGGUAACACAAUACGCAGACCUCUUGGCAUGCAAUUUCAUAAACAGACAAGUUUUUUUGCAAGGUGAAGCUGGCAUGGGUAAGACUACAGUCGCCGCUAAAUUAGUGCUUGACUGGUGCAAUGCACAGAAUGGACCACCAUCUUUUCACGGAGAGAACUCAGCAUUCGCUGAUAUAGCCACGCUAAAACAAUUUAAAUGCGUCUUCUUUAUUAAAUUGGGAGAUCAUAGUGGUACGAGUGAUGUGACCGAAAUAAUCCAGAAACAGAUAAUAGACAGUAUAUAUACAUCCACCGGUCGCAAUGACGCGUAUAAACUUCUAAAUGCAAUUUUGGAAAGGGACAAAUGUUUACUGAUUCAAGACGGACUAGACGAAUGGACAUCAGAUGAUAGUCGAUUAGUCCAACCAUUCAUGGUUGCAUCUCACAGCCGUUGUGCAGUGUUAACUACGUCACGGUCAUGGAAGUUAACUGACGAACGAAUUAAGGAAUCGCAAAUCGACAGUCUACUAGUACUGAAAGGAGUAAAUGAUUCUAACAGAAUGAGUAAAAAGAUGCUGCAUUUGCUUAUGCCUAAGGAUGACAUUGAUUCCAAGCACAAUGAAUUCUUACGUGACCUUGAUACAUUUGCGAACAAUAUUGACCAAAUGCUGGUGUCACCUUUGCUUCUUUCGCUGAUAGUGUGCUCUUGGGUUGAAGGUAAUCGCUUGACAAACUCACGAUGCAAAAUAUAUAGCAUUUUGAUAGACGGUCUUUUCAAAAAAGUUAGCUUAAAGCGAGUCUAUUUUGUAAAUCAAACAUUCACGUGUUUGAAGAACACACACUACAUCCAACAACAUAUAAAAUAUCUAAAAGUGUUGUCUAAAAUUGCAUUUCUGAUGUUUGGCGUAAAAGAAGAAAUAACCGACCGUGAAUUGUUAAAACAUUUAACAAGCAAGCAGAAGUUAUUUGCCCUAAAUGUGGGUAUUUUAACAGAAAGAAAAUGCGUGACUCCUACUUACACACCAUCCAUGUUCAAAUUCAUUCAUAAAAGUGUGCGUGAAUUUCUGUGUGCUUAUUAUAUAGCUUGCAACCCAUCCGCAAUAUCGAGUAUUUCCAAUAAAAUUGCUGAUGGUAUUGACGCUGUUAACAUUUUAGCUGAUGUUUUCAUAUUUUUGUGUGGACUAAAGAUAAGUUCAGCCAAUCGAAUAUCGCAAUUACUAGACAAUAUAAUUAAUUCUCACAAUAUGAUUAAUAUUACCCAGAGCCAGUUCGACAAUAUACAGUCAAAAAUCACACAAGGUUUUGCAGAAGCUAAAUCAAACAUACAGAAUGAGGAGAACAUACAAUUUACAUUCAACUAA
Messenger RNA from Dreissena polymorpha, 1902 nucleotides. RefSeq lists its product as uncharacterized. The transcript has 4 exons. The record is from RefSeq and is a predicted model, not a curated record. Bases 1 to 1902 code for a protein of 633 amino acids. Lineage: Eukaryota; Metazoa; Mollusca; Bivalvia; Myida; Dreissenidae.